AUGCAAUUUUGUGUUAAAGAGAAGAUCCAGGUAGUGAACCAAACAGGAAUCCUAGUGUACCAAUGUGAUGCGUGUCCAAAGGAAAUGGCCAACAAGCUGGACUAUUUUAAGCAUAUGAGGGGCCACCAUGGGGAGAAGAUGUUGAUCUGUAGAUACUGCAGUGCCUUCCGCAGCAAAGAAAUGAAAUUCUAUAUUGACCAUCUGUUGAGACACAAAGGCAUCAGUCCACACCUGGUUAUCUGUGAAUUUUGUGGAAAGAAGUUAAAGUCAUUCAGAGCAAUGCAGCUACACAAGGCAUCCAUGCAUACGCCCAUCAAGUCAUUCAAGUGUGACCAGUGUGAGAAAUCAUUUGGUGCAGACUUCCUCUUGCAGCAACAUAUAGUGCAUCACAAGAAAGAAAUACAAUGUGACAUCUGCUCCAAGAGAUUCUCAACAAAGGGGGCGCUUAAUGCUCAUCUUGUGAUCCAUACUGGUGAGAGGAAGUUUAAAUGUAAAUCGUGCAGGGAGGUAUUUAAACAUAGAUUUCUACUGAUGCGGCACUACAAAGAUGAUAAAGACUGUGCUGUUAAAGCAGACAUUGAUGUUCCAGUGUUUAGCUGUGAUAAAUGUGGCCAGGAACACUCGACCAAACAGAACUUGGACCGUCAUAAAGCUAGGAAACACAACAUUCAAGCAAAAGGAGAAUUCCACUCUUUUAAAUGUUCAUUAUGUAAUAAAAGUUACACACUAGAGUCAGAUCUGAAGGACCAUGUGAAACAGAGACAUAUCAAAGAUGUUAAAUGUCCACUUUGUGAGAGAUCAUUUGGACUGAAACGUACCUUGAAGGAGCACCUUCAAUCCCACACUGGAGAGAGACCCCAUAAGUGUAAGAUGUGUGAUAAGGCCUAUGCUCAAGCUUCAAGUUUACACAAACAUAAUCGAAUACAUCAUAAGAUACAAAAUAAAGAGACUAAAGAUAUCAAAAUAGAUUCGAUUCAUAGUUCAGAUCUGAUGAAAAAUGAAGGGAUUCAACAAAAUACUAAAAUUAAAGGAAAUCAAGGUGUCCAGACAUAUAUUGAAAAGGAGCACACAGGGAUCGAGCAGAAGCAUGAAGAGAUUAAAUAUAAAGUACAAAAGUUUUACACAGAAAUUCCAAUAGCAAAGACUGAUGAAACGAACCACAAUAGUGCAGAUGAUUGUGAAGCUCUUCAUGAAAUCAAGGGAAUUGAACUGAAACAUAGUCUUAAGAGUACAAUUUCCACAGAAGCCAAAGAGAUAGAAAACCAAGCUGAGAUGGAGCGACAAAUAAAAAUUGGGCAACAAGUAGGCAUUGGGCAACAGAUAAAAAUGGGACAAGGCAAAUUUGGCCAACAAGUAGAAAUGGGGCAACAAGUAGAAUCUGGGCGACAAGUAUGCAUAGGGCAACAAAUAGAAAUGGGACAAGUUGAAUUUGGACAACAAGUAGAAAUGAGGCAACAAGUAGAAACUGGGCAACAAAUAGGCAUAGGGCAACAAAUAGAAAUGGGACAACAAGUGGGAUUUGGGCAACAAAUAGAAAUGGGACAACAAGUGGAAUUGGGGAAACAAGUAGAAAUUGGGCAACAAAUAGUAAUGGGACAACAAUUAGGCAUGGGGCAACAGGCAGAGAUGGACCAACGAAUAGAAAUGAGACAAGUAGACAUUGGGCAACAAAUUGAGAUCGGGCAACAAGUAGAAGUUGGACAACAAAUAGAAUUAGGGCAACAAGCAGAUAUGGGGCAACUAUUUGCAAGUCAUGCAGAGACUGUCACUGUAAAAUCACCACCUUCUUAUCUUGCAUAAUUUGAAGGUCAUAUCGCCUCGCUAUAAACAUUUGAUUUGCAUACAUGUUCAUAGGAAUUCAGUAUUUUUUAAUUUUUUUUUUUUUUAAUUGGAAUUGUAAAUAAAAAUUUAUAUUAAUUAAUAGAUAAUAUAUAAAGAAUUGUUGCUGUUAUAAUGAUAAAUACAUGCAUACAGUUACAGUAUACAGGGUGGGCCAAAAAUGUCUACUUUUUUUUUUU
Owenia fusiformis is the source of this 2018-nucleotide messenger RNA. NCBI's taxonomy places the organism in Eukaryota, Metazoa, Annelida, Polychaeta, Sabellida, Oweniidae. The record is from the annotation of a GenBank genome assembly.